AUGUCCGGACGUAAAGAAUGGCCUGAAUUAGUUGGACAAACAUUUCAAGCAGCAUGUCAAAAAAUUUCAGAAUUUGAUGGCAGUUUAACUCCAUAUAAUGCAAGGAACGGACAGCAAGAUCGAAUGUAUGAUCCAACUCGUGUCGUAUGUGUCACAAGUGACAACGACAUUAUAACUGAAGUUCCAUAUUAUAAUUAUCAAUAG
Molecule: messenger RNA, 204 nt
Organism: Rotaria sp. Silwood2
Lineage: Eukaryota; Metazoa; Rotifera; Eurotatoria; Philodinida; Philodinidae
Source: the annotation of a GenBank genome assembly